Molecule: messenger RNA, 1328 nt
Organism: Helicoverpa zea (corn earworm)
Lineage: Eukaryota; Metazoa; Arthropoda; Insecta; Lepidoptera; Noctuidae
Exons: 3
Coding region: 411-1328 (305 amino acids)
Source: RefSeq, a predicted model, not a curated record
AGGAGAAGGGGACUUCUGGGCCCAGCAGUUAACUACCUGAAAUAUGUAUUAAAAAAACCGUUACAUUUUUUUAAAUAAAAUCACAAAAUAUGGUACCAGGAUUCUACCCAGGAAGAGAGAAAACUUAAAUUAAGAUAAUAAGACUAAAUAAUCGAUUAAAUAAUGCCUGAAAUGCCUGAAUUACUAGUAAUCUACUGUAUUUUUAUUCCGGCAACACUUGUUGGUGGCAUGCGUCUGUCACUGACUGACAGAUGCACUCGUUUGUUUUCUUUCAUUCUGAGUGCGCACAUAUUUUCCUGGUUUUACUAUUUAAACCCACGACCUUGGCUUUUCGACGGAUCUUGCUACUCUGAAUUACCUGGCUCUCGAUUUUGGACAACUGUUACGCCUAUCGAUUGGAUAUCGACGACAUGGAUCGCUGUAUGAAUUGUACGAUUGCGCUUGGUCGCAGUAAUUCUAUUGGAAGAAAAGUCUUGGAGGAUGAGGCGAUUUUAACAGUUAUUCGUCAGUGGCGUGCAUCUCAGCCUGUAACCAGUGAGAACGUUGUAUGCCAAGCAUGUUGGGACUUGGCCCAAGAUGUGGUUCUUGGAAGACGUGCGAUUGAUGCACCAACCCAAGUUGGCCAUUCAAGCGUAUGUCUCCGCUGUGGUCGUUCACUCUUAGCCCGGCGGUUCAACCACCUUCUUCGUAAUGAUUCUGCUCGUGAAUCUGCGAUAUAUAAUGUGAUUAGAGAGUGGAUUCUACCACAAACGGUGGACGAGGCAAGUCGUAUAUGCCAUUCCUGUUGGAUAUUAGCAGACAGAGCUGCUGUUCAUAUGAGUACAGGUCCUUCGACUUCCUCACAAAGUAACCCACCGCCAGCCCAAUCAUCAGUUGGUGUUUCUGUUGGACAAUUGGAUGAAAAUCAUGACAACAUUCUACACGAACCUGAGAAUGUUUCCAUUCAACCAGAACAAAACCAAGGUAAUGAUGAUGUGCAUGAACCCUCAGUGGAACUACAUUCACCAAGUGCCCCAAUUGUGGAACCAGUACAACAGCACCCUGAACCAACAAUUGUAUUGCCAGAUUAUAUGCGGGCAGUUGAAACAGAGCGACGGUGCUUCAUAGAAGGUUGCCAGAGAACUGAACGAUAUAGAGUUCCUCUAGCAACGAGAAAAAUGUUGCUUAAUGAGCAUAAAUAUUAUGUACCACAAAAUAAUCGACUUUGUGAUAUACAUUUAGUAAUUGAGGCAUGGGACUUCCUUGAUAGUUUAAGGAGUAAUUAUUUACAAACAUUUACUGCAAGACAUAUCCAAGAUAUGUUUACACUAAAAGAAACCCCAAAAUAA